Parascedosporium putredinis is the source of this 1125-nucleotide messenger RNA. Lineage: Eukaryota; Fungi; Ascomycota; Sordariomycetes; Microascales; Microascaceae. The record is from the annotation of a GenBank genome assembly.
AUGGUGAAGCUCCACUCUCGUGAGCCUCUGUGGGCUAGCCUGUUGUCCUUUGCGACUCUGGUCCUUGCCGACGGUUGCGAUCAGUCGGAACCCGAAUGCUGCUACCAGGCCUGGUCAUCCUGGUCCUCGUCCAAGCGAGCGUUCGAAACCGGCUCGCCCAGCCUCUACUCCACCGCGCUCCGAGCGUACUCCACCGAGAUUCCUAACCCGUCGCUGACCACCCUGUGCGACGGAUUCCCCGGCUCCUGGGCCCCGACUACGAGACCUUUACGUCGCAUCUCGGACGAGGACUGCACGCCCUUCAUCCUCGACUACGAGUCCUCCUCGGCCGAGUACCAGACCAACGCCUCGGCCCCCUGGCCCAGCGUGCACCCGCCCUGCACCACGUACUCGGCGUGCCCCGGCGAGGGCGAGGGCAUGUGCAAGAUGAUUGCCGACGUCGCCACCAUCUACUACUGGCCCGCCACUGUGACCGGCGACUCCUGCGGCGACCGCACCACCCUCACGCACGACGACCCCACGCGCACCACCGAGCUGCACGGCACCACCUUCACCUCGCCCAGCGUCUACGUCGUCGUCGACUCCCUGCAGGUAGCCAGCUACGCCGGCAAGUACAAGGCCAAGGGGUGCGGCCACGACCUGUACAACCGCGUCAUCGCGAUGCACCCGACCGACGUGAGCACCCACUUUGGUCCCCUCAAGAAGAACAACCAGGUCUUCCGCCAGCUCGACCUCGCCGACCUCAACAGGCCCGUCCCCGCCACCGCCUAUUUCGGCGUCGACCCCUUACCCGACUGCGCCGCCGACCCGGACGUCUGCGCGACGUCGACCAUCUCCCUCGAGACCGAGGUCUACCGCUGGCUUUCGGCGCCGACCCAGCUGCUCCGGGACCUCGACGCCACCGAGCUCGCCGCGUGCGACCUCCACCCCAGCCAGCGUACCGCGCUCGGCGCGGAGUGGGUCGCCCUCGAGCCGACGCAGGAUGGGUGGCCGGAAAUUACAGGGGUUUCGUCGUCCGAGGGCGCUGCCGAGACUAGUGUUUCUGGGGAGACGAUGAGUAGGCGGCGAUUCAUUGAAGAGGACGCGCUGCCCAUCCCCACUGCUUUGGGCGAGCUAUUGAAUUGA